AUGAGAAAUAUAGCAACUUGCUACAGCCAACAUGCCAUCAAAAUAUCUGAUUCAUACUGUUCUGGACCUUCCAAUCAGGCUUAUCUUUCCCCAAAUUUGAUCCCUUCAAUCCAAAAUGCAGUCACAUGUAUCUACAGAGCCAAACAUUCCACUCACAAACAGUUUCUCAUCAGAAUCAUCUGGUCCAACCUUACACAUCAAGGCUUCUCCAUAAGUAUCAGUGAUGAUCCAUCUUCCCCUUCAAAAUUCAGUAAAAAUUCUCACCAAUUACGGAAGAUUAAAGGCACAAAAGCAUUUGAAUUUCGCAAUUCAAAGAUUGAAGUCUUCUGGGAUCUCUCAAAAGCUACCUACGAUGCUGGACCUGAGCCAAUCAAUGGGUUUUACAUCAUGGUUUUGGUCAACUCAGGGUUAAGUCUCCUUCUUGGAGACAUGGAAGAAGAACCUGUCAUGAAGAAACUAAUAUCCAAUCCACCCUUAGCCAAAUUUUCUUUAGUUUCUCGCAGUGAACAGUUUUUGGGUAAUUCUCUGUAUUCAACCAAGGCUCAGUUCUGUGAAAAUGGAAUAUGUCAUGACAUUUUGAUCAAGUGCAUCGGUGACGAAAGGGGGUCGAAGAACUCGGGAUUAUCGGUAUGUAUUGACGAGAAGAAUGUGAUUCAAGUAAAGAGAUUAAGGUGGAAUUUUCGGGGGAAUCAGACCAUCUUUGUAGAUGGGUUGGUGGUGGAUAUGAUGUGGGAUGUUCAUGACUGGUUCUUCAAUCCAGCUUCUGGUUGUGCUGUUUUCAUGUUUAGGACAAGGAGUGGGUUGGAUAGCAGGUUGUGGUUGGAAGAGAAAAUUUUGGAGCAGAAAGAAGAAGACAAGGUUGGAUUUUCUCUGUUAAUCUGUGCCUGUAAGAAUCCUGAUUAAUUCAUUAUUUUGUAUUUAUUUUCCUUCUUUUUUUUGGUUUUGUUUUUAUUUUCUCAACUCCAAAUUCCACCCUUUUUAUGUGGAGGAUUAUAGAUGGUUUAGUAUUACCAUAUCAUCAUAUAGAAAUUAAUGUGCUAGACUUGGGGAGUGGAGAAAUUAUUUGACGUAGAGAUUGGAAUUGUACAUGAAGCUUCUGGAUAGAGGAUCAAACUGGAAGUUGUAGAUGUGUUGUGGGUUUUAUUUAUUCAUUUGAACACUAUGGUAGGGAUGUGUUAGGAGUCUUAAUUUUUCAUGUUUGAAUUCUUAUGAUGUAUUGAUUUUUACAAAGAUUGUAUGAUUAAUUUAAAGUUAGUUUGUUU
Molecule: messenger RNA, 1262 nt
Organism: Ilex paraguariensis (yerba mate)
Lineage: Eukaryota; Viridiplantae; Streptophyta; Magnoliopsida; Aquifoliales; Aquifoliaceae
Source: the annotation of a GenBank genome assembly